This is a messenger RNA of Dimorphilus gyrociliatus, 18350 nucleotides long. NCBI's taxonomy places the organism in Eukaryota, Metazoa, Annelida, Polychaeta, Dinophilidae. The record is from the annotation of a GenBank genome assembly.
UACAAAUACGAUCAAAGCAUAGUGACCAAUGACAAACAACCUUUCCAGACAUUGGCCUAGAGCUCUAGGAAAAAAACUGAAAAAGUAGAUUGCCAGUGUAAAUUUCUAUUAACUAGUGAAAUGAAAACGUACUGAAUAGGUUUAUCUUUAAAAUGAUAAAGAUUGUACUCUUUCUAAUUUUACUUGAACUCUCACUUGGCAAUGCUAAACAUUGCAAGGAUGGCUGGAUCAGACAUCUUGAUAAAUGCUAUUCCAUUAUCAAAAACAUUCCGCAAGGUCCCACGACGUUAAGCAGUAUAUGUGAAGAACAAAAUGCAACUUUAGUUAGUGUUAAUUCUACGAGAUUACAAUCUUGGGUUGAACAAUUGAUCUGGAAAUCAGGAAGUACUAACACUUUUCUAGGACUGUUUAGAACCAACACAUCCUUAUCUUGGAGACAAGACUUUACUUGGUUUGAUGGAAAAGAUGUAGAUUUUCAUUUCUUCCAUCCAAAGCUUCAGCCUUUUAAAACUGAAAAGGAGAAUUUUACAGUAAUUAAUAGCAAUGGAUUUUGGUAUGAUUCUGUUAGAGACAAAAACUACAACCUUCUCUGCGCGUAUAUCGAGGCUGAUGAAACGGAAUGUAAUCCAGUUUGGUAUAUGACUUAUAGAAAGGCUAGUGCUCAAACGAUCCUAAAACAACUUGUCAUGGACAGAAUACCUUGCCAGGAGGAAUGCUUCCAAAAGAUAUAUGGUGAUUGCAAAGCAAUAACUUGGAACUAUCGUUCUAAGACGUGUAAACAUUACUCUGAAAAAAUGUAUGCUGAUAAUGCAAAUAAGUUUUCUUACAACGCUUAUGUUAAUCAUUAUCAAUAUGAAUGCGAAGGGAAAGUUGCUGUGUCAACUUGCACAGCAGAAUUUAAUAUUGAAGAUUUAUCAGACGCAAACUUUCAAUCUUCGUCCUCAUAUACCAACGUAAAGCCUCAUGACGUCAAAUUGAAUAAUUAUAUCAAACCAAAUAAUUAUGGAGCGUUUAGAUUUGGUACUGUUGAUAAGUUUCAGUGGUUACAAAUACGAUUUGAAAGUUUUAUUAAUAUGAGUGGAUACUCUCUUCUUGGCGGAAAUUUAUUGGAUAGACAUUACAUUAUCAAUCACUAUUUACUAUACAGUUUAAAUUGUGAAUCAUUUGAAUAUUAUCACAGUGAUUCAGUCCAGCAAAUGCCCAUGCCGGGAAAUAAACCAUGGUCUUCUAUAAAAGUUAUACUGUUAGAGAAUCCAAUUGCUGCUAAGUGCAUUCGAAUUAAUCCUAGCGAUUGGACAGUUUCACCAUCAUUCAGAAUCUCCAUUCGAGGAUGUAUUAUUCCAGAUGUGAAUAUUCUUGAAACUUAUGGCCAUAAGUUGGGGAUGGGAUCUGGUCAUAUUGAGGAUACGCAACUAACUACUAGUAACUAUGCAACUGCAUCCGUCAUCCAUUAUCCACCCUUCUUAGCUAGAUUCUAUGGCAGAAAAGCGGACUUUUCAUUUCAAAAGCCUUGCUGGGAAACUAGCUUACGAGAUAGCUGGUUUCAAGUUAAUUUCGUACAGGAUAUUCAGCUGCAGUCACUCACUGUAAGUCAAUCUCCAUUUUGCUCUGGAUAUAUAGCGAAAUUUACGAUUGCAUUGGGAUUGUAUCCUGAGGACUUGGAUACAAAAUUGAAGGAUAUCGACGGGAACAUAAUAUAUUUUGAAGGGACACCAAUUGCUUUACAACCUAUUAUUUACAUCUUGAAAUCACAAAUUAGAGCACGUUAUGUGAGAAUUUAUGGUUUUUCUUUUGUUAGCUCUGGUGGUUCUGUAUUUGAGUUUUAUGGUAAACUGGAUGUAACUUGUCCAAAGCUCAAUGCUGAUAUAACAGUAACGCCCUCUUGUCCUCUACCUAAGAAUACUGUACUAUUCUUUGAUAAGGAAACAAAUUCAUCUUAUACAAGAACAGAAUCAGCAAUGCUAAUCAAUUUGUCAUUUUUGUAUCAUUUAACAUCCUUUCAAUUUACUUGGAAAAAACUUCCUACCCCAAACUGGCAAUUAGAGUGGUCAAGAGAAAAUGAAAUAUGGAAACCACUUGAUCAAUAUACAACAACAAUGCCAGAUGAUCUAACUAUGAAUAUAACUUUUAAGAAUCGUCAUACAGCUAGUAAACUACUCUUAACAUUUUGGCAUACUAACUCAAAUUUCAACUUUCCUUGUGCCGAUAUUUCUAUAGAUGGUUGGUUUAUAACAGGUUUAGAUACAAUGUAUCACGUUUGCGAUAAUACUGAAUGGACAGAUAAAGCUCACUUGAUAACCAUCUCUUCUUAUGAAGAAAAUGCUAUUCUAAGCAAUUUAGCUUACAGUUACAGCCAGCCUUAUUUUAUUGGAUAUGCUCUAAAUGAAACAAUACCUGAAAAGCCUUUUUUUGAAUUAAUUCUUCCGAAUUAUCAAUGGGAGUGGGUAGAUAAAGAAAUGAAUAACUUUUCAAAUUGGCUGCGAGAUUAUACAGGCGGACAGCCAGAAGAUAAAACUAAGAGCUGCGUCAGACAUUCAGGAAGAGAUGUUCAUGCUUGGGAGGCAGUAGAUUGUUCUGUUCCAGCCUAUUACGCUUGUGAAAUAAAAAAUAAUAGGAAAGAAAUGAGCAAAAAAUUGAGAUGGUUACCUUACAUCAAUAGAGUAUUGAACACUAACUUUAAGAAAACUACGAUUACUGCAUUCAGCGCCGAUGGUUGUGCCUAUUAUUGCGAAAUGGAACAAAGAUACGAAUGCAAGGGUUUUUCAUUCAAGAAACCUACCUGUUAUUUAUAUGCAGGUACUUCUCUUGAAGGUAUAUCGAAAGGUUUAGGUUGGAUAUCUUGGGAAAAGUACAUAGAUAGAGAUAAAUGUGAGGAUGGCUUAUUAUAUGGACCAAAUAGCAUAAAAGACAUAGAAAUAACAUCGAAUGUUUUAUCGCAAGCCUCUAACAAUCUCAGCAGACUAUUUAUGAACUUUCGACAAUUUAAUACUUACAAAGAUCCUAUUAAUGAAGGUUAUUUUAAAGCUGCUUCUUCAAACCCAUAUAUACUUAUAAACUUUAAGAAGCUGGUAAAAAUAAACCGACUUGCUAUUGAAGGAGCCGGAAGUACAUUGGCCAAUUGGGUGGUUGAUUUUCAAAUGGAAGUAAGUAAUGAUAGUGAAAUAUGGCAAGUUGUAAUGAAUUCAAAGGGAGAAUCAAGGUUAUUUUUGGGCAACAUAAACCAGAAUCUGCCUGUUCAGAAUAGUUUCUAUCCAACACUUGUAACAAAAGUUGUUCAUCUUCAAUCAAUAAGCUAUCACAUCGCUCCUACAUUAAGAUUAGAAUUUUUUGGCUGUUCUUAUUCUUUAAAAGACGAUCAAGCCAAAGGCCCUCUUGCUAAAGCGCUUGGUUUAGCCAACUUCUAUAUCUUGGAUUCUCAAUUAUCAGCCGGUUAUUUUUUUUAUGCUGAUGGAACAAUAAACGAAAUUCGACCUGGUUGUAAUCCAAUAUUUGGUGGUAACAAAGGAUUCUUUAUUUCAAAAUAUAAGCAUCUAAACAAUUUUUGGCAAGUUGAUUUAGGAUACCAGCAUUUAGUAACUUAUGUUGUUCUUCAAGGGGCAUGUCAAUCAAAUUUCCACAUUUUAGCGUUUAGUAUUCAAUAUGCAAAUGACUUUGACUCUUGGAAAGAUGACGAACAAGAUGAUGGUACAAAACGAAUUUAUAAAUCUCAAAGAGACAAUAAAAGAUGGCGUGCUGAAUUUGCAAAGAAUAUACAAGCUCGAAUUUUCAGGUUUUGGAGGGAGGGCAGUUUCGUCGUAGAAGGGGCUGUUACAAUGGAAAUUUAUGGUUACCCUAUAGAAAAUGAAUUUUAUAUCCUAAACAAAACGGAAUCUUUUCCAAAGAAUAUAACGGCUUCAUCAGAAAAUAAUUCUACAUCAAUAGCAUCUUUAGCAUUUGGAGAUCCAAGCACAUUUUGGUGCAUAUUAAAUAAUGAUUCGAGUCCAUGGUGGUUUAUUGAUUUUGAUCAAAUCUACUAUGUAAAUCGACUAGCCAUUUACUAUAGAGAUAAUAUAACUAAUGAAGCUUGUGAUGACAUAAUUAUAUUAGGUUCACAAUAUAAUGAAACCAAUCUGAAUGAUUUAUCUGAGGGAUCAUAUUGCUUUUUUUCUGAAACCGGAACAUCUAUGUACUUUGCACCGGCAUUAAGAAUCCGUUUUCUAAAGUUUUUAAUCAAUAAUACUGCUGAUUGCAUAAGAUUUGAAAUAUAUGGUAAGGUAGCUCCUGUCUGUCCCCCUGGAUCAGCGAGACAUCUUGACAAAUGCUAUCUUUCAUCGAAUUCAAAAGAUACACGAGAUAAAGCCGAAUCAUUCUGUAAAUCUGGUUUGAAUUGGAAAAGUGAAGGAUAUAUAGUUAGACCAAAGAGUUUUCUGGAACAAACAUUUGCAACUUUGUUAAUUUAUGAAAAAUUCGGUUUAAGCAAUUAUUUUAUUGGAUUAAAGAACCUUGGACCAAACUAUUUUCAAUGGGAUAAUGGCGAAAAUCUGACAACUACUCUUAUUAGACUGCCUGACUUUAAUCCAGAGACUUUUAGUCCAACUAAAACAUGUACUGUUGGAACGAGAGAGUAUGCUACAGUUGCAUGUUCAACGCCUGCUUUAGUAGUGUGUGAAACGGAAGCAAACGAGCCUGAUAAUAGAGGGGAUAGAGAUGUUGAUGAUUGUAGACCUUCAUGGAGCAAGCAAACGCAGAGACUGGUACUUAGUGAUCCACCUAUUAUUCUGAAUGCUGUAACUCUCGAACAAUGUAUGGAUUAUUGUCUUAAUCAUAAAGAUAUAUGUAAAUCAUUCAAUUAUCAAAAUUUGUUGUAUUCUUCGACUGCAUGCGAGAUAAAUAAUAAAACAGCAACUGAUGUAAACUAUUCUGGAGUACAAGCAACUAAUUCAUAUACGUACUACGAAUAUAUUUGUUUUGAUUUUACUACCACUCGUCUUUUACCUGAAUACUCAGAAAGAGAGGAAGAAUUUGGCAUAAAAUCAAAAAUUUUCAACAGCUUUGAUUCAGUCCGAAUUAUUUAUAAUCUCUAUGGAGUAGCAGCUAAUUCUUACAACAUUCUAAUUGGCAAAAAUACUCACUUUUCUUAUCUUCAAAUUGAUUUUCCAAAAACAGUAAAAUUAUUGGCAUUUUCUACCCAUGGUUCAUGGUCCACUGCUUUUUAUACUAAAAGUGGAGGUUUCUACUAUAAAGUAAAUAAUUAUGAUCAUUGGAUCCCUCAUAGAAAUAGCAACGGAGUUUGGAUAGAUUAUCGGUUAAUUCAAUCUAGGGAUUUUGUAUUGCAUAUGGCAUUCAAACCAACUAUUUUGUGCGAAAGCUUAAGAUUUGCCGCUGGACAGUAUAAAACUGUACCAACUUAUGCCCUUCAAGUAUAUGGGGAAUAUAUAGACAAAGCUCCAGAUACUUGUGACCAUCCCCUAGGUCUUGAAAAUCCUUCAAUGAUAACAGAUAUGCAAAUAACUGCUGCAAGUUAUACUGCUUUAAGUUAUCCGACGUAUUCUCAAUGCGUUCGUUACAAUUAUCAAGGAGGGUGUUGGCUUCAUUCUACUCCUACAUAUAUUCAAUUUGACCUCAUCAAUUUAUAUAAAAUUUCUGGUUUUGUGUUUCAAAUAUGUGAUUCUACUUCUCGUACAUACAUAACAAGAUGCCAAUAUCAUUACAGUUUAAAAAGGAGUGAAGAUUGGAAAAUUUAUAGUGAAAAUGGAGAAAAUGAGUUAAGAGUUUCAGGAGCUAACCCACUUGAUAAAUCAAUGAAUUACAAGAUUAAUUUAAAACAUAUAACUUAUGCUAAAUUUGUAAGAAUCUAUCCAACGGCAAAAGUAGGACACUAUGGAUUUCGUUUGGAAAUAAUUGGUUGUAUUGUCCAGGAAGGUCUACUUGAACAAAAUUCUAGAAGUUCUAUUAAAUUAAUAAAUGAAAUUGAUGCUAUGAACGAAAUUUUCUCUUGGGAACCUAUUAAUGAAAUGACAAAUUUAACUUGUAUUGGUGAUACCAGCAUUGAUUUUAUUAACAUAUUAAAGAUGGAUUUUACUAUUGCAUACAAAAUCACUGGUUUUCGAAUUGUAUCCAAUUUAACGCAUCGCCUUAACAUUUCAUUUGAGCACGGUAUCAAAAAUAUAAACAUGACGACUUAUGAAGAAGGAAUAGACUAUAUUACUAAUAAUACUAUCCAUGAUAUUUUCCUAUCUUUUCCCAUUGUUGCAAGAUAUUUGUUCAUAACUGUUAGAAAUAUAUCCAGCGCAUGCUUAAAAUUAACAAUGAAUGCAGCUUCACAAGGAUAUUGUCCUCCAUCAUAUUACCUUUUUGGAAAAAAAUGCUUUACUGCAUCUUCAACAUUGGGUAGUCUGACUUAUGCUACAGAAAAGUGUACAAAUUGGAAUGGAUACUCAGGCUUAACAACUAUGAAAAGAAAUAACCACCAAUUUGUGAACUUUAUGUCUGCAGUGGCUUACAAGUCAUUUUUUAUUGGCAUUCGUAAGAUCAACAAUCAAUGGAUGUGGGAUGACGGAGAUCCAGCUAGCAAUAACUUGGAGAAAACCAAGAUUACAGGAAGUAAAGUGUGUUUACUGAUGUUCAACACUGGAUGGAUUAUUCCAACCAACUGUAUUAGCAAAUACAGCUUCUCUUGUGAGACUGAAGCUCUUGGUUUUGAAGAUGAAUUGUAUGAUAAACAAUGGCUGGCUUAUUUUUCGAUUGAUCUGGAGACAAACCUCACGAGUAUUACUUUUGAUACAAUUCUUCUAACUCAAUACGAAUGCAUGAAAGCAUGCGAAGAAGAAACUAGAUUUAGAUGCCUAGCUUUUAGGGUUUUUGAUAAUCUUCAAAAGUGUACUCUCUACUCAGCCAAUAGAUUUAGUUCUCAAACUGUCCUCAAAGAAAAUGUAGCACGAAGCAUAUAUUUUGAAUUGUUUCAUUCAGGAAAGUGUUCGGAAUCACUUCUGUCCAGUGGAUCAUAUGGUACAACUUGGAAUGUCUCGUCAGAAUUUUCUACAGACAGGGCAACAUACCUCAAUUUUCAACAUAAAAGUACAAGUCAACUAAGUUGGAGACCUGCUAGCAGCGAUGUCUUGCCUUGGUUUCUUGUCUUUUUUGAUAUGACACUUUCAUUAUCACAUUUUAUCUUGGGCGGAAAUGCAAACCCUAAUUUUGCCUAUUAUGUAACUGAUUUUACUCUCAAAUCUUCUUUUGAUUUAAUCACCUGGAAGAAUAUUACAGCAAUUGAUGGUACAAAUACUUUUAAGGGUCUUGUGAAAUAUGAUUUUACUAAAACAUACAUAUUUUCCGAAUCAAACUAUGCGAGAUAUUUGCUUUUGAACAUUCAAAAGUUUGAGACCAGUGCAAAUGCAAGAUUUGAAGUAUAUGGUUGUAUUGAUAUCAUUGUAGAUUGCCAGAGUAUCAAAUCUAUAACAUGCCAAAACAAUUGGAAUAUUAUUGGUCUAAAAUUAUCUAGUAGAGAUAAAUGGUUUAAAAGCUGGUAUGAUUAUACAAAUGGUUUCUCAACAAGUGUGGAACUAUGGGCUGGAAACUAUCAUAUAUCAAAACUGACUAACUACAGGUCAUACGUUGUUAGAUUUGAUAUGUGGUCAAAAGAUGGAGAGCAUAUCUAUGCAGAAUUUUCUCAAAUCAUAGUUCGACCAGAGAUGGAAUCAUUUACCUUAGAGUUAAAAAAAUUCUUGAGGGGCACAGCAACCCAUGGAAACCUAAUUAAGAAAAAUAUGAUUUUCAAUACUUUUGACAAAGACAAUUCACGUUGUUCAUCUCCAAUCAAAAGCGGUUGGUGGCAUAGAGAGAAUGAAUGUUCAUCAUCUAUUCUUACAGGACCUGAGUCUGUAUGGCAAGUAUUGAAAACGACAUUUAAUUCACAAUAUAUCUUUAAAGUCGAAAAGUUUGUUAUGAAAAUGAAGUCAUUAUCUACCUAUAAUGUUGCUGUUCUAAAGAAGGCUUUUCAGAAAACCACCUAUGGAGAGUAUGAAGCUAAGCUUGCAGUUGAUAGUAUUAGAAUAUCAGAUCCUAGUAAAAGAUAUUGUGCAGUUGGAACUCCUACAGAUUACCCUUGGUGGUACGUCGAAUUGGGAAAGACGUUCACAAUUGGUUCAGUUACGAUAGUUACCAGCGAUGUCCAUUCAUUGUCAAAGUUCAAAAUAGGCGUAGCUGAGGAAUCGUUGAAUGGCAAUUUUAGUAUUUCUAAAUUUACUCUAUGUAGAUAUUACACAGGAGUUAUUUCUCGCAGUUCAACCAGAACCAUAGAAUGCACCAAUCCCUACCUGAAGGGAACUACAUUAGCUAUUUGGAUGGUGGGAACUGAUAAAACUUUAAGCCUGUGCGAAAUUGAAGUAUUACCAAAAAAAUUAGCAAUAUCUAUAGGUAAAUAUGGUGAUAUUUGUGAAUGGGAUGGCGAUUGUGUAGAGACGCUAUCAACAUGCAUUCCUACUAGAGAACCUGAUAGUUUUGAUCCAGUGACAUAUACUUGUGGAUGCCAAACGUUCACAGUAGUAGUUGAUAAAAAAUGUAUACCUAAGACUGAUGUUGCAGUUACGAAAAUAGCACUCUACAAUUCAAAACAAGUCAUUGUUCGAGAUGAACCAAUGGUUGAACCUUUUAAAAUAUAUCUUAAAAGUGUUACGGGCAGAUAUAUUGAUAAAAAGAGCCUUCCAAUGACUAAUUUUAACUUGACGUAUCUUAUUCUUACAAAUUCAACAAACAACCAUACAUGGAAAAUAAAUUUGCCUGUUACAUCUGUGCCAGGCUUGAAUAAAUAUAUUAAAACUCGAGGAAUAACUACAAUACAAGUUUCUGUAAAUUAUACAUUACCAACUAUAGACUGCAGUGAAGUUAAAUAUAUUUGCACUGAAGUAGUGCCAUCAAAUUAUGGCACAUACAUAGAUUUAGAACAAGAAAACAAUGCUUAUUGUACAACAAUGGAGCAAAUGCUCAUCUGUCAGCCUGAUAUUGACGUAGCUAUAAGUGACAUUCUGUGGAACUCUUCAGAGCCAAUUUACAGAGAUAUUGAACAAAAUAACUCCAUUAUAAUUUCUUUUCAUAAUUUGCCAACAAACAGUCACAGCGUUAUUAAACUUGAAGGCGAUAGGGUCAACUUUCAAAUUGAAUAUCUUGUAACAAAACACAAACAAACGUUCAAUAGUUCCUCUACUGGAUGGAAGGAGUUUCAACUUGACUUACAAACUAAACAGCAAGGUCUUGCAGUUGGAAAUACUCUAAAUAUUUCGUCAUCUUUCAUUAGUAAACUUUCCAGAGAAGACUGCGAGGACAACAUAUAUAUUUGUAUACGAUUUAUUCCAUCUAAUUCAUCUAGUUUUAAAGGAAAUAAUACUGAUAACGAUAUAUUAUGUCUUGAUCUCAAUCCACUAAAAAAUUGUACUCCAGCUAUACAAAUAAAACCGCAGAUAGCGACUCCUCCGCAAACUAUUAUCAGAGGCUAUAAUCAAUCCUUUCGAACAACUUUUAAUUGGACAAACAUUGAUAAACGAUUCGAAGUUUCUACACUUCCAGCUAACAGAAACAAUUUCCAAAUAACACUAUUUUUUUCUGAUGUUGAUAGAGAAAAAGAGGAGAUAGGAAAUUUUGAAUUAGCAAUAAAAUCAAUAUCCGAAACAGCUAGUCUAAAAUAUAAAGAAAGUUUGAAUUUUGAAUUUCUAGGCGUCUUGCUAAUUCAAAGAGAUCAAUGCGAAAAUGUUAAAUACCUGUGUGGUAUGGUAGUGCCUGCACAAGAUUCAUCAUAUUCUCUCUAUAAUAGUUCCAUUCCAUAUUCUUGUUCCGACCUAAGGGAUAUUAUCAAUUGUAUUGGUCUAAAAAUAGAAAAUUUAACAUUUACUCUAGAAUAUAAUAGCCUUAUGGAAGGGACAUACAGUAACUUUUCAAUAUUCUGGGAUAAGGGAACAGAUGUGAAUUUUAAUGUUAGUUAUGGUGAUGGAAUAAUAAAAACAUGGAAUUGGUUUAUUGAAGGUCAUAUUCAAUCAUUUUUAUCUAUUGAUAAAUAUUUUCUAACUUAUCUGUAUGAAAGAUAUGGUUUAUACAACGUCAGCGUUACAGCAUGGAAUGACGUUGGACAAGAAACGCUCUGGCUGUUAAAAAAUGUUGAGCCUAUAUUAAAGAAUCAUAUUUUUAUUAAAAAUAGUUAUGUACCUAACGAACCGCCUUUAGAAGUGUCUGUAGUUGUCGAUUUUAUCAAUGAAAAAAACAACAAAACCAGAGAUAUUUAUCUAACUUGUAUCAUUGAAACUGGUCACAACUCUUCAGUUUCUACGACUGGAAUUUUGAAUUAUUCACUACCUUUCUCAAUUUAUUACAACUAUAUCAAAGAUUUAUAUCAAGCAGAAGCAAUUGUUACUUGUAAUAACUCAGUUUCCAAUGUAUCAACAACCAGUUUUUUCAUGCUCCAGCAAAAUAUCUCGAAUCUGACUAUAGCCUAUGAAGCUGCAAUUUGGCCAACAUUCAAAAAUUUAUCACUAACUUUAACUCUUCAAAAUGGAAGUGAUGUUGAAUAUGAUAUAUUUUUUGGUGACGGUACAAAUGUUUCAGUAAAAACUCCAAGACUAUUCGCUUAUGAAGAACCAUUAGUUGUAAAUCAUAUGUAUGAAAUAGACGGUAUCUAUAGAACCGUUGCAAUAGGCCGGAAUAAAUUCUUUAAUACAACUAGUAUCAGCGAAACUUCUGUUAUAAUUCAACAUAAAAUUAUGAAUGCAUCAUCUUCCCUUGUUUAUGUUGAGCCAAGAAACGUUACACUUAUUCUCCAACAGCUUUCUCCUCGUUUCCUUCCUACAAAUGUUACUUGUAAAACAACUUUUGGUAACGAUACUGAGGUCAAUAGUACUUUAGUCAAUCUUCUUGAUGGACUUUAUGUGAACAACAUCUACAGUAGAAGAUAUAAUCAGAAGAGAUUUAAGGAUAUAGUAGUUGAUAGUAAUUGUUCAAAUUUAGUAUCAAGCGCUUUCUUUUCCCUAAAUUUAACUUUAAGGGAAGAGAUAACUGGAUUAAAUGUUUCUUCCAAUACCAAUUUUACAGGUGUUAAUGAGACAAUAGAAUUCGUGGCAUCAACUACAACUGGAGAUAAUGUUAAUACAUAUCUAGAUUACGGAGAUAAUUUAUUAGACAUUAAAGAGCAUGAAAACAUUUAUAAACCGACUAUGUUCAAUCAUUCUUAUCGUUUAACAGGCAACUAUACAGUUACAUUAACCAUUAAUAAUACUGUUAAUGAAUUAAUAUCAACUCUACCAUGGCCAAUGGUAAUUCAAUAUCCUGUGAAUGAUGUUAUUAUAAUUGGACCAAAUGUAACUACACUUGAUGUUCAACCAUCUGAAUUUACUAUAAAAGUCAAUUCACAAAAUCAACCACCAAGUAGUCUAUUUUGUUCGAUAAAUAUUUUCGGAGAUGAUAACAAUUCCACAGAGAAUUAUCAAUAUGAACCAGAUCUAUCUAUUACAAAAUCAAUUAAAUUAAUCUAUGAUUAUACUAGAAAAGACGCUGGUCGAAUAUUAAUGACCCAAAUUAUUUGCAGAAACUUGAUCAGUUCUGCGGCUACCUCUCAUAAUAUUAGCGUAUAUGAAAAGCUGAGCGUAAUCGAUAUGGUUUAUAAUACAUCUGUUAUAAAAUUAGAAAAUUUAACAUUAAACGUUCUUGCUGAGAAUGGUUCAUCUGUAACUUAUACUGUUUCCUUUGGAAAUUUCUCUACUAUGGUUAAGGCACACCCUAAAGUUUAUGCUAGCGCUGAACCCUUUAUUAUUCAGUUUCCUUUUCCUGAAAUUGGUAUUUUUACUAUUAAAGUUAAAGCAGAGAAUUUUGUGAGUAAAUUGGAAACUUUUGGGGAGAUAAUAGUACAAAAUAGAAUAGAUAACAUUGGAUUAAUAGGUAAUAAAUCCGUUCUAUGGAUUCCUGGCAUAAUUCAAUAUGAGCUUGUUUCAAUGAACAAUCAAGGACUUCUAACUGAUGUCAACUGCUCAUUUUCAUUCAGUAACGGAAUGACUAGAGAAGAAUUUAUACCUAUAUGGAAACCAUUACAAUCUCUCUAUUAUUAUCAUACAUUUCCAAAAUCAGCAAUUGGAAUUCUAAAUACUACAGUUAUUUGUAAUAAUCUAGUUUCUUCAAUGACUGUUAAUACUUCAACAGAAAUUAUUUUGGAUGCUGUCAUUCUUGAUUCUAUGAGGAGUAAUGGUACAGUCUUUUUUAAGAAUGUAUCAACAAUUAUUACGGAAGUUAAGAGAAUGGGAACAAAUUCUUGCUUUAUAUUCGAUUUAGGUGACGAUUCUGCAACAAAAAUGUCUUUUGGAGUGAACGAUGUUUGUCAGGAAUACUCCGAUUUCAGAUCAAUUCCCUUUACGCAAAUCUCAUACGAUCAACAGUAUAUAAUUGUUGAACACACUUAUGAUAAAUUUGCUGAAUUUAAUGUAACUGUUAGAGCAUUUAAUUCUAUAACUGAAGAAAACCGAUGGGUUAUAGCAAAAGUUAUUGAUUGGCUUUGUUUUAUUCCAAAUGCAACAAUCCCAGAGAUAUUUAUGGAUAUAAGUAAUCCUCAAGAAGUACCUAAAGGAUUAAACACUGAAAUACCUGUUAAUAUCACUCAAGAUUGUAUGAAAACAACCGUCGUAGUGUAUGAUUGGAAAACCUAUAUCUUACCGUCGGAAUCUCUUGUCUACUCAUUUUCCAAUAAGUCGUUUACUUUCCCGCCAAGGACUUUAGAUUUUGGAUUGUAUCGUAUUGAUUAUACCAUACACAUGCUUAAUCUUGAACAUCUAAGGAGCAGCUAUAAAAUUUAUAUUCAGAUAGUUCCAAGCCCUCUUCAAGUAUUUUUUGUUCAAGGGAAAGAAACUAUAGCAAAAUACGAUACCAUUCUAACUCUAGAUGCAAUUUCCUUAACAUUUGAUCCAGAUAAUAAUCCUAACGAAAAAUUAAAAGGACUAUCAUUUUCAAUGUAUUGCCGACAAGCGCAUGAAACGUUACCAAAUUCAGAUAAAUAUACGGAUGAAACUCUAAAUAAUAUACCUACCUUAGAAGAAUUUCACAAAAAGGGUGGAUGUUUCGGUAAAGGACCUGGUAGAGUUAAAGAAGAUUCUAUGGGAGUUAGAAAAUUCAACACUUACUACAUGCUACCAAAUAGAACCUAUAUUGUAACUGUUAAAGUAGUAUCCGAAUACGCUAAUCGAGAGAAGAUUGUUGAACAUAAAAUUAAACUUUUACCACCAAGUCCUCCCGUUUUAAAGCUCACAUGCUUGAAAAAUUGUGGUGAAAAAAUAGCUCUCUCAUCAGAUUUCAUAAUGAAAGUUGAAUGUCUAUCAAAAUGCUCUGGCUUAUAUUGGACAAAACGUUAUCUCUGGAAACUAUACGAAAGACAUGAUGAUGGAAACUUCAAAGAAGUUGACGAUCUACGUUCUAAGACCACUGAUGAAUUGAACAUAGAUUCAAUUAACAUUGGUAAAGGGAAAAUGACUCACGGAAAAAUGCAUAGCUUAAUUGUUGAAGGAGUUUUAGAAGGUGUAGGAGAAACUGGAAGAGAAAAUUAUACUUUCAUAGUUAAUAAACCACCCUACGGUGGUAAAUGUGACUGUAUGCCUAGAAGUGGUUUUGCUGGUGAAACACGUUUUGCCAUAAGUUGUUUAAACUGGAAAGAAUUUGAUAGAACGUCCGAUACAAUGAAUUUAAAAUAUCAAUAUCGAGCUAAACCAAAAGGAGCAAGUUUGAAAUUCCUUCUUCAUUUCUCUAUCAAACAAGAAAUUGUUUACUUAAUGUUGCCUGUUGGCGAUGAAGUUAACCAAACUACCGUGAUCAUUAUAUCAGUAAUAGAUUCUGUUGGUGAUAUUUAUGAUUUUCUUUUUGACGUCCACGUUGAACCACCACCAAUUCCAGUGGAUAGAAUACUCGCAAUGUCCAAUGAUCUUGUAGAUGGCAAACAACUACAAGAUGACUUGAAAAAUGGAUCAUUCAGCCAAGUAGCUUCAGUUGUUUAUUCUGUUACAUCAAUUUUAAAUGCCAAACUCAAUGAUACAAAAAGCGUUUCUUUACCAAAGGAGAAAAAGCUUGAAAAUGCUUGCAAUCAGACAAAAGAAAAACUAAAGAUCCGACAGAAAUUGAUGAAAGUUGCAUUAAAAAUUCCAUAUGAAUCCACUGAUGAACUUCAGCAGAAUAAUGGUCUAGUAAGCACGCUAAUGUUAAAGUCAGAUGAAGUAUCUUUAAAAUCUCAGGAAGAUGCUAGUGAUCAAUUAUUAAAAUUAAAUACCGCAUUGAACAACAAUAGAGAGCAAUCCAAAGAACUUAUUAAUGAAAUCUCUAUAAGCCUUGUUGGAACAUGUAUCAGAAUGACAUUGGCAGCUAAUUCCGUGAAUAAACAGGUUCAGCAAGCUAUUCAAUCAUCAAAGAAGUCUAAUGGAACAGCUACCUGUAUAACUAUAGAUGAUAAUGGCAACAUUACGGACAGCAGUGACAACACUGAAACAUCGUCUAACAGUUCGACAGCUAUUAGUGGUACACAGAGUAAAUUGAAGACUGUUAUGGAGAAGACAAUAAACGUUAUACAUAACGUUUCCGACGAAUUGUUAAAUGAUAAACCCGUUGGGGAAUCGCCAACGAAAGUAGAGUUCGACGAAAUGAGUAUUGAAAUUGAACGUGCGGAAGGCAGAAAGAUGAAGAAUGCUAGCUAUUCUUCAUCGUUAGGAACAUUAGAAAUGAACUCAGUUAAUAUUGAUAACGAUACAUGCUUCACUAGAACUCUGAUUAUGUCAGAGAUCAAUCCGUAUAUGUGGGAUAAAACAUCAUCCGACGUUACAUCAAGCGUUACAGAAUUUGUUAUCCGUCCUUGUAAUGUAACAAUAAAGGAUGGAACGAGAAAAAAGCGAAGUAUCAAAGAUAACAUUGAAGCAAAUUUUUCAUUAACUUUAAAAUUGACAAACAAAGCAGACCAGGAAGGCCAAUUAAUUAAUACGACAAAAAAAUCUGUUAUUCAUACUUUCAAUAUAACUCAGGAUAUACAUCCAAUACAAUUAUCUUUCGAUUUAAAAGAUAGCCCACAAUUAUCAGUAUUAAUAGGAUUUGAAACUCGUCCAACUGAUAGCAUAAAUAAUGGCUCCUUUACAAUUCCAAAUACUAAUAAGACAUGUACAACUGCAAUGGAUGAAGACUAUUGCAGUGAAUAUCAGAGGACAAUUAUGUUUAAAUCUCAAAAAAAUCAAACUGUAUUUCUAGUAGUUUCGAAUGGAGACUGCUCGAAUUGUUCAACAGAACUUUUAAGCUAUAAACUAAUGAUAUUCAAUACUUCUUGUAAAACUUGGGAUGGGUCUGCUUGGAAGCUUGAUAAAAGUUGCAAAGUUGAAGAAGGAAGCACUGCAACAAAAGCGAAAUUUACAAGUAACUUAUUCGGAAGCUUAGCUGCUGGAUUAGAUGUUGCUCCAAAUUUAAUAGAUUUUGAUACUGUUUUUGAUGAUUUCGCUAGUAAAUUAGCGGAUAAUGCCGCAGUUUUUGGAACGGUUUUGGCUAUCCUUGUAUUAUUUAUUCCAUUUGCCGCUUUAGCUAGGAGAAUGGAUAAAAAGGAUGCAAAGUUGUGGGUACCAAUGCCAUUAUUGGAUGAUUUCGAAGAUGAUAAGUUCGAUUAUGAAAUUCAUAUAAUGACUGGCAAUAAAACAGGAGCAGAAACAAAUUCUCAAGUUCAUUUUACGAUUUAUGGAACUGAAUGUGAUACAGGACGGAGGAAGCUAGAAUCGUCAACAGUAAGAACUUUCCCUAAAGCUAGUACAAGAUCAUUUACUAUGAAAACUUGCCAUGACCUUGGAAUGUUGGUUUGUAUAAAAAUAUGGAUAGAAGAGAUGCCCUUCAUUUCGAAAAAAUAUGAUCCUUGGUUUUUAUCAAGAAUUGUUGUUAUUGAUAAGAACUCUAAAAAGUGGUACAGUUUUGAAUGCGAUCAAUGGCUGUCGGAUGAACAUGAUGAUUUCGAAACGGAAAGAAUUCUAAUAGCAACUCACGGGGAAAAUAAACAAGGAAUGAGUGAUUUGUUUAAGAAGAAUAUUAGUAGAAGACUAACUGAUGACCAUUUAUGGGUAUCGGUUGGAGCCAGAAGGACAAAGUCUAAUUUUACAAGACUUCAAAGAUUGGUUGUUUGUCUGGAUGCUCUAUUUUUGGCGAUGAUUGCCAGUUGUAUGUUCUAUAGAGGUCAAGAUUCUUCGAAAGCUCAAGCAAGUGGACUUAAAUUUGGUCCAUUCACGUUUACUAUAAAUGAACUUUAUGUUGGAUUUGUCAGUUGUCUUAUUGCAUUUCCUGGUUUGAUUAUGAUUACUCUCUUAUUCAAUGCAAAGAAGUAUCGCAAAGUAACUGUCCCUUUUGGGUGGAUUCUCUCGAUUCUAGCCGCAUUAGUAUCAGCAUUCUUUACAAUCCUCUAUUCAAUUCAAUGGGGAAAAGAAAAAUCGUUACAAUGGCUCUUAUCUUUCUUCUUAUCAUUCCUUCAAAGUGUUGUAUUAGUUCAACCCAUCAAAGUGUUUCUGGUAGUUUUUUUUAUAACAUUCCUAUUUAAAAAAGAUGCUAGCUACGAAGAUUACGAAAAUGAUAUCGGAGAAAUGAACAAACUACAGGCGGAAAACUUGAAUCAUCUUCCUCCAGAAUUGAAUAUUCAAGAAAGAUUGAGAUCUUCAGCAAAACAAACAAGUGAAAUGAAACGUAAGCAAAUGCUAGAGGAUAAAAUGAACAACAUGAUCAAGAACAUCAUCUUACACGUAAUAUUCCUGAUUUUAGUUAUAUUCAUAUGCUAUAGCAAUCAAGAUCCAAUGUUCUAUUAUCAAAAUAAGUCUAUUUAUAAAAGUCUACUAGAUCCUAAAAUUGUUAAGAGUCAUGAUAAUCUAUGGAAAUGGUUAGAAACAUCGGUAGUUCCUAAUAUGUAUCCAACAGCAUAUUAUAACUCCAAAAGUAGAACUAAAUACGAUCUGAAAUUUACAAAGGAAUUAAAUCAUAUGAGAUUCUCCUCUGUUCGAUUACGUCAGCAACGAAUUGUUAGUCGAACUUGUAAGAUUGAUAGUAGAUUAAAAGUACUGCUUAAAAAUUUUGAGUGUGUAGAUAGUAUAAAAGAAGAGUAUAAUUAUUCACUUGGUUGGACGGCAUAUAAUUCUUCAAAUUCACACUCAGCAUUCGCAUUUUCAAACGAGAACGAUGGUUAUUCAAUAUCAUUAGGUUUAAAUGCCGAAGAAGCUCUACAAAUAAUUAAGAAGCUGAAAAAAUACGGAUGGACAGAUCGAUUUACACGUUUGAUUACUCUAGAUGUAACAAUUAUGAACCAUGAAACUGUUUCCCAAGCUAUGUGGAAAUUUGAAAGAAAGCGAACAGGAGGAAUAUGGGGCUCAGUUCGAUGCGAUUCUCUCAGAUUAUAUAGAUAUACAGGUGCUCUGGGAUUGACAACUUUAAUCAUUGAAAUUCUAUCCUGCGUAUUUUUCAUAAUUCUACUAAUUAGAACGAUAUAUCGCUUCCUAAAAUUUAAUCAGUUACCUGGAAUGCUAUUAGCCUUAUCUUUAGUAUGCUUUUUAAUUGCAAUAGCACUUUAUGUCUGGAGAACGAUAAUUGGCGUGAAAGCUGUUGAAACUGUUAUGAAUUCUAGAGAAAAAUACACCGACUUAUCAACCUUCUUCAAUGCGCAUGAAUAUUUUAUGAUAUUCAUUGGAUUUAGCGCAUAUUUUGGCCAACUUCACGUUUUAAGUCUAUUAAAAGUUUCAAGAACUAUAUCAAUUCUUAUAAUGACAUUAUAUAAGUCCAGAUACGAAUUAUCGGCAAUCGGCUUUUGUUGCGUAAUCUUAUUCUUGGCAUACGCAAUAUCUGGAUAUAUCUUGUUAGGACCAAACACAUAUAAAUAUAGUACAUUUAAGAUUACUUGUUACGCUCUGGUUGAAACCGUAUUUGGACAUUUAUCGUUUAAAGAGCUGUCAACCUCGGCAGGAGUUGUUGGAAAAUUAUUUAUCGUAUCCUAUGGACUAUUAAUGUUAUAUUUAAUAUUGAACGUGUUUAUUACGACGCUUAAUGAAUUUUUAGCGGCUGUUAAAGGUGAUCCAAAAGUUUUACCGCCAGAUCAUAAGGUAUUCGAAUAUAUGACAACUAUAGUUAAAGACGUAUUUAAGAAGAAUAAAUCAGACAACCCAUCAAAGAUAUCUAAACCGGCCAAACAAACUAACUUUAAAGCCUUGGCAGAUAGAGUUGAAGAUCUCCAAACGAUUUGUAAAAAUAAUGAAGAUAUAUUAGGAGAUGAAAAAUUGUUUCCAUGUGAAUUUGAUGAGGAAGCAUUAGAAGAGGAAUUAUUAAAAAUAUUGGACGAUGUCUCUACAGCAGUGACUAAACAGACUGAUUAG